Cooperia oncophora is the source of this 282-nucleotide messenger RNA. The record is from the annotation of a GenBank genome assembly. Lineage: Eukaryota; Metazoa; Nematoda; Chromadorea; Rhabditida; Trichostrongylidae.
GCCUUUGCUUAUACAAGUCCUGGAAAUGCAAAAACGCCGAGGAGUAUUGCGGAGCGUGUCUUUGGCAUCUACGUCACCUAUGUUCUCUACUACGGACAGGCAACCGAUUAUCAUGUCAAAAUUCACACAACCACCGCGGAUCUGAGGAUGCUAAUCGAGUUCAUGAAGUCAACGCUGAUCCCGCAUCGACACCUGGACGCAGUGGGGUGUAUCUACAAGCUCGUCUACGACGACGCCUUCGCUAUAGUUCCGUUCCAUAAUGAUGUGAGUUUAUUUUGCUAA